CUUGUUGUAGCUGGAUCUUGGGAUUCAACUAUAAGGGUAUGGGAUGCGAGGGCUGGGAGGCAAAUCAGCUGCUUGAAGGGGCAUACAGAUGGUAUCUAUAGCGUGUCGUUGUCGUGGGACUCGAGGAUGAUCGCUUCAGGCUCAGAUGACCGCACCGUGAGGAUAUGGGAUGUGAGCAGUGGCAAGCAGCUGAGAUGCUGUAGAGAGCACAAUGGCAGCGUCACUUGUGUCUCGUGGUCAGAAGAUGGAAGGAUGAUUGCCUCCGGAUCAGAUGACGGGACUGUGGGGGUGUGGGAGGCGAGCAGUGGUAACUUAAUCAGCUGUUGUGAAGGUCAUGAGGGUAGUGUAAUGAUAGUUGCUUGGUCAAGAGAUGGAAGGAUGAUUGCCUCCGGAUCAGAUGACGGGACUGUGGGGGUGUGGGAGGCGAGCAGUGGUAACUUAAUCAGCUGUUGUGAAGGUCAUGAGGGUAGUGUAAUGAUAGUUGCUUGGUCAAGAGAUGGAAGGAUGAUUGCCUCCGGAUCAGAUGACGGGACUGUGAGGGUGUGGGAGGCGAGCAGUGGGAGGCCUAUAAGAUCAUGCAAGGAGAAAACAGAUUUUGUCAACAAUGUCUCAGGAGCUGUGAGAUUGAUUGAGACAACGAGUGGGAAGCUGGGUUAUCAGAUUGACCGUUCGGAAGGACCUCGUCCGUUUCCUACUCAUAUUGCAUGGCUGGGAAAUGGACAGCUGAUCGCUUCGGGCACUGAUGAUCAAAAAGUUCGUCUCUGGGAAGGGAUGUUUUUUGAAUUGAAGGAGAUGAGGAGGUCGAAGCGCUUGAAGACGGCAUGA
Guillardia theta CCMP2712 is the source of this 825-nucleotide messenger RNA. RefSeq lists its product as hypothetical. The transcript has a single exon. NCBI's taxonomy places the organism in Eukaryota, Cryptophyceae, Pyrenomonadales, Geminigeraceae. Gene Ontology annotation, molecular function: protein binding. The record is from RefSeq and is a predicted model, not a curated record. The annotation marks the transcript as partial.